Messenger RNA from Diospyros lotus (date-plum), 1863 nucleotides. RefSeq lists its product as uncharacterized. The record is from RefSeq and is a predicted model, not a curated record. Lineage: Eukaryota; Viridiplantae; Streptophyta; Magnoliopsida; Ericales; Ebenaceae. The transcript has 9 exons. Bases 260 to 1621 code for a protein of 453 amino acids.
ACCGCUGGAUCCAUUCAGCUUCCAGAGUUGAUGAUGUAUGCGAGACUCUGAUUCUGUCCGGUCGCUCCAAAAGCUCACUUUUGUUGGCAUCCUAACAACGCUACUGCUGUAUUUACCGUUGUAUUUCCGUUGUUGGGAAAACAACAAACGCAGCACCCGCAAUUACUGUUGUUGUUACAUCAAUCAAUAAAAACAAUAGAAAACUAUCGAAAAGAUUUUGAGGUUUCUCCGGACCGGAGAUAGGCAGCGGGAAACGGAGAUGGCUUCGCGGCGGUUAGCGGUGGCCGGAGCCGUUGCAAUGAGCGUUCUGCUGCUUACUUCUGCCUCCGAAGUGGAGCGGCAGCCUCUGGUGUACCGAAUUGCAUUCGGAUCGUGCGCUAACCAAAGCGCUCCCCAGCCAAUAUGGAAUGCAAUUCUUGACUUUGAUCCUCAAGUGUUUAUUUGGCUGGGUGACAACAUUUAUGGGGACAUCAGGCGCCCUUUCAAGUUAUUUGGCCAGGAAAGGACAAUUGGGCCAUGGAAGAAUGCUCCCAGAUUCAUUCCAUCUUCUGGGAAGGAGAUGCAAGCCAGAUAUGAUAAGGCUAAGAGCAAUCAUGGUUACAUCCGUCUUAGAGAGACUGCAAAGGUAAUUGGUACAUGGGAUGACCAUGACUAUGGAUUAAAUGAUGCAGGAAAAGAAUUUAGUGGAAAGAUUACUAACCAAAGGCUUAUGCUGGAUUUCUUGGAUGAACCUCAAGAUAGCCCAAGGCGUAAGCAGGCUGGUGUUUACACAUCUUACAUGUUUGGUCCAGCCGGUAGAAAAGUCAAGGUUAUUCUUUUGGACACAAGAUAUCACAGAGACCCUCUGUUUAGCGAUGGAACUAUUUUGGGAAAUUUGCAAUGGACAUGGUUGGAAAAGGAGUUGAAGGGGCCUGCAUCAGCCAUCACAAUUAUUGGAUCUUCUAUUCAGGUCAUAUCAAAUCUCUCUGCAACAACUGGCCCUUUGUUUGAUAUGGAGUCAUGGGGACGUUUCCCAAAAGAGAGGACUCGUCUUUUUAAGUUAAUUGCUGAUAGUAAGAGGGAUGGGGUCUUCUUCAUAAGUGGAGAUGUUCACUUCGGAGAAAUUACAAGAUAUGACUGUGCGAGUGGAUAUCCACUGUAUGAUAUAACCUCAAGUGGGCUUACCCAAGCUGUUGAGAAGGCUCUUCCACCGCCAUUACAUUUUAUAGUGAGGUUUCUGGCAUGGUUGACCCCAAGUACAAUGAGAGUUCUGGAUAGAAACUGCAGAUACAGAUCAUGCACAUCUGGCCAACCAAAUUUCGGAGUGAUAGAGAUUAAUUGGGACACUACUCCAGUCAAUUUGAAAUUUGAAGUGAGGGAUGUAAAUGGAUUGCCUGUUACAAGUGUUAACAGCUCAUUACUAGAACUCCAAUUUGGAAGCCUUGACUCUAAAGCCACCAGUAAAGCAGGUGAAUAUCGGAAACACUGCUCUCCUGAAGUUACCCUUCCAUGGAUCGACAGGCAUCGCCUGGCUAUCUUCAUCUUUUACUCUCUUGCUGUGUUCCUCCUUGCUGUGAUAGUUCUUGUCUACACAGUUACCUCGCUCAUCCUGCAUUGUCUCCGAAAACACAAGCUUGAUUGACCGAGAAUCCGAGAUACUUUUAUUUCUAAUUGACAGUACAGAACCUAGUACCAUGGAAUCAAAUACUCGAGUAGCCAGCGAGCUGGCUUAUUGUGGAGGUCUUGUAAAUAUCAUUCUACAGGUUUACUUUCUCGGACUGCAACGGAAACAAGAGUUUGCAGUUCAUAUCAACAAGUAAAAUCAAUAAAUGUUCAUUUUCCUUUACAAGCCUCCCCCCCCCCCCCCCCCCCCAAUAAAACAAA